Apaloderma vittatum (bar-tailed trogon) is the source of this 4594-nucleotide messenger RNA. RefSeq names its product dual oxidase 2 (gene DUOX2). Gene Ontology annotation, cellular component: NADPH oxidase complex; plasma membrane. The transcript has 32 exons. Gene Ontology annotation, biological process: superoxide anion generation; defense response; response to oxidative stress. Gene Ontology annotation, molecular function: superoxide-generating NAD(P)H oxidase activity; calcium ion binding; heme binding. The annotation marks the transcript as partial. The record is from RefSeq and is a predicted model, not a curated record. Lineage: Eukaryota; Metazoa; Chordata; Aves; Trogoniformes; Trogonidae.
GUCGCUGCUUCCAAAGACCCACUGGUACAUGCGACCGGCAGGAACUAUGUUGAGCUUGACCGUGGUUCUGCUGGUGACGUGGACCUUGGGGAGAGCCCAGGAGAGCAUCUCCUGGGAGGUCCAGCGCUACGACGGCUGGUACAACAACCUGCUGCACCACAGCCGUGGCUCGGUGGGUGCCAGGCUGCUGCGUCUCCUGCCCGCCAACUAUGCUGACGGUGUCUACCAGGCGCUGCAGGAGCCUCACGUGCCCAAUGCUCGCCAGCUCAGCAACGCAGUGGCAGAGGGACCUUCUGGGCUUCCCUCCCGCAGGAACACAACUGUGCUGGCUGUCUUCUUCGGUUUCCAUGUGCUCUUGGACAUCCUGGGGAUGGAGAAACCCGGUUGCCCUGCUGAGUUCCUGAACAUCCACAUCCCAGCCAGAGACCUCGUGUUUGACCCUGCAGGCACUGGAGACGUGGUCCUGCCCUUCCAGCGCAUCCACUGGGCGACGGAGACGGGGCAGAGCCCCAACAGCCCCCGGGCACAGACCAACGAGGUGACAGGCUGGCUGGAUGGCAGCUCCAUCUAUGGCCCCUCGCACUCCUGGAGCGAUGCCCUGAGGAGCUUCUCGGGGGGACGACUGGCAUCAGGACGCAGCGGGGACCUCCCAAGGGAAACAGAUGGAAGGGUCCCCAUGUGGAAGGCACUGGAUCCGUCCACAGGACGAGGUGGUCCCCAGGGCAUCUACGACCUGGGGAGUGCCUGGGGGAACGAGAACCCUUUUGUGCAGGCUGAGAGCAUCGCCUGGUUUCGGUACCACAACCACCUCGCUGCAGCGCUGGCGAGGGCACAUCCCACCUGGUCCGACGAGGACCUCUUCCAGCAUGCUCGCAAGCGGGUCAUUGCAACUUUCCAGAGCAUCGUGCUGUACGAAUGGCUGCCGACUCUACUGGGGCGAGACAUCCCCAAGUACAAAGGUUACCAACAGCACUUGGACCCCAGCCUCUCGCCUGAGUUUAUGGCAUCUGCGGGGCAAUUCCUGGCCACCAUGGUGCCACCGGGCAUUUACAAGAGGCAGAAACAACCUGACGGGGAAUCACCUGCUCUUUCCAUCUCCCCUCAGCUGCUGCAGGCAGAGGACGUGGACAGCCUCCUGCUGGGGAUGAGCUCACAGAUUGCGGAGCGGGAGGACAACAUUGUGGUGGAAGAUCUCCAAGAUUACUGGUACGGGCCCCUGAAGUACUCCCGCACUGACUAUGUGGCCAGCUGGCUUCAGCGUGGGAGAGACCUUGGCCUGCCCACCUAUAACCAAGUCCGGGAGCGAUUUGGGUUGGAACCUCUCCAGAACUGGUUGGACCUUGGCCCACACCUGGAGCAGCAGGUCCUGGAGAAGGUUGCUUCCCUGUAUGCCAACAACACGGCUAGGUUGGAGCUGCUCCCUGGAGGCAUGCUGGAGGCUGACAGCUCCCUCUUCAGUGCCAUCAUCCUGGACCAGUUUGUGCGCCUGCGUGAUGGCGACAGGUUUUGGUUUGAGAACACCAAGAAUGGGCUGUUCACAGCGGAGGAAGCCAGUGAGAUUCGUAACACCACCUUCCACGACAUCCUGGCUGCCGUCACCUACGCAGACCCCACAGACCUCCAGCCCCACGUGUUCGUCUGGAGCGAGGGGAACCCGUGCCCCCAGCCCCAGCAGCUGACGGCUCAACACCUGGCCAACUGCACACCUAUGAUGGUGCUGGACUACUUCGAAGGCAGUGCCGCUGGCUUUGGCGGCAUCAUCAUUGUCCUCUGCUGUCUGCCUUUAGUGACUCUGUUUGUCGCCUGGAUUGUUGCUGUUCUCCGCAAGAGAGAUUUCAAGAAGCUGCAGAAGAAGCACGGCACCACCGUGCGGCAGGAUGUGAGCAGCGAGGCGAUACUUGCCAUGGAGUGGCGCGGUCCCAAGACAGCCAGCUCUCCUGUCUACAUUCAGCUCCAACCUGAUAAAGUGCUCAAGGUUCUGGAUGGGAGAGGGUCUGUGCUCCGGAGCAUCAACCUGAAAGCCCAUCAAAGGGUGGAAGUGAUCCUCUCCAGCAACAAAGGGAACAAAGCUCUGCUCCUGAAGAGCCCCAAGGAGUAUGACCUGGUGCUGCUCUUCAAUGAGGAGGCAGAGAGGAGCAAAUUCCUUGGGAAGUUACAAAGCUACUUGGAGGAGGGUGGCCUCGAUCUGCACAUGUGUGAGAUGAAGGAGCAGAGCCUGAUGAAGCGGGCAGUCACCCAGGAGCAGAGAAGACAAAUUCUGGAGACUUUCUUCAGGCACCUGUUUGCUCAGGUGCUGGAAAUCGACAGGUCCAAUGCCGGAGAGCUCAACUUUGAAUCUUCACAGAAGGCAAAGGAAUCUCUAACAUGUGAGCUGAGCAGGGCUGAGUUUGCCGAGGCCCUGGGGCUCAAAGCCCAUUCCAUGUUUGUGGACUCCAUGUUCUCCCUGGCCGACAAAGACAGCAACGGCUACAUCUCCUUCCGGGAAUUCCUCGACAUCUUGGUGGUCUUCAUGAAAGGGUCCCCAGAGGAGAAGUCCAAGGUGAUGUUCAGGAUGUAUGACAUUGAUGAAAAUGGGUUCCUCUCCAAGGAGGAGUUUCUGAGGAUGCUCAGGUCCUUCAUCGAGAUCUCCAACAACUGCUUGUCAAGAGAGCAGGCAGAGCAGGUGACCGAGUCCAUGUUUCAGGCCUCAGGGUUUCAGGACAGGGAUGAGCUCACUUGGGAGGAUUUCCACUAUAUGCUACGAGACCAUGACAGCGAGCUCCGCCUCACCCAGCUGUGCAUCAAAGGUGUCCCUGAGGUGCUGAAGCAAAACCUACACAACCGCGUCUCCUUCAUCAAAAAGACAGUGCCAAAAGGAGCUGUCUCUGAGGAGGAGAAAGACCCAAAGCUGGAUACCACGAGCCACUGUGUGGAGCAAGAAGGUCAAGAGCUGAGGAAGAGACCAGGCCGAAAGACAAACCACUACCAGCUGCAUUUGUACACUGAAGCGCAACGGAAGAAGUAUGAGCGGAGCAAAGUUCAGCAGAAGGUCCAGGAGCUCAAGCGCUUCAUUGAGAAUUACCGGCGCCACAUCGUCUGCGUGGUCCUGUUCUCCACCAUCACUGCUGGCGUGUUUGUGGAGCGAGCCUACUACUACGCCUUCACGUCCCCCAGCACUGGGAUUUCACAGACCACUUUUGUGGGGAUCAUCAUCUCCCGAGGAUCAGCCGCCUGCAUCUCCUUCAUGUACUCCUACAUCCUGCUCACCAUGUGCCGCAACCUCAUCACCGUCCUGCGGGAGACUUUCCUCAAUCACUACAUCCCCUUCGAUGCUGCCUUGGACUUCCACCGCUGGGUCGCCAUGGCAGCCUUGAUUUUCUCAGUGCUCCACACUGCAGGUCACGUGGUGAAUGUCUACAUCUUCUCAGUCACACCUCUCAGCGUGUUGUCCUGCCUCUUUUCCAGCAUCUUUACGGAUGACGGGUCACAGCUCCCACAGAAGUACUACUGGUGGUUCUUCCAGACUAUUCCAGGCAUGACAGGAGUGCUGCUGCUCAUGAUCCUGGCCGUGAUGUACGUGUUUGCCACCCACCACUUCCGACGUGUCAGCUUCCAGGGCUUCUGGAUCACCCACCACCUCUACGUGCUGCUCUAUGUCCUGGUCAUCAUCCAUGGCAGCUACGCACUGAUCCAGCAGCCCCGCUUCCACAUCUACUUCAUAAUCCCAGCCCUCAUCUAUGGUGCAGACAAGCUGCUCAGCCUGAGCAGGAAGAAGGUGGAGAUUGGUGUGGUGAAGGCUGAGCUCCUGCCCUCAGGUGUCACCCACCUCCAGUUCCAGCGGCCGCAGGACUUCGACUACAAGUCAGGGCAGUGGGUACGCAUCGCCUGCGUGGCCCUGGGCACCACCGAAUACCACCCCUUCACCCUGACCUCGGCCCCACACGAGGACACGCUGAGCCUGCACAUCCGGGCCGUGGGGCCCUGGACCACCCGCUUGCGGGAGCUCUACUCCCCAGGCAGCCUGGCCCUCAUCGGCAAGCUGCCCAAGCUCUAUUUGGAUGGGCCCUUUGGUGAGGGCCACCAGGAGUGGAACAAGUUUGAGGUGUCAGUGCUGGUGGGAGGAGGCAUUGGGGUGACGCCCUUCGCGUCCAUCCUCAAGGAUCUGGUCUUCAAGUCAUCCAUAAACUCCAAGCUGCUGUGUAAGAAGAUCUACUUCAUCUGGGUGACACGCACACAGCGGCAGUUUGAGUGGCUGGCAGACAUUAUCCACGAGGUGGAGGAAGCAGACAGGAACAACUUGGUCUCCGUGCACAUCUACAUCACGCAGCUGGCCGAGAAGUUCGAUCUGCGCACCACCAUGCUGUACAUCUGUGAGCGUCACUUCCAGAAGGUCCUGAACAAGAGCCUGUUCACAGGGCUACGUUCCAUUACCCAUUUUGGGCGCCCUCCCUUCGUCCCUUUCUUCAGCUCGCUGCAAGAGGUCCACCCUGAGGUGCAGAAGAUCGGAGUGUUUAGCUGCGGCCCGCCCGGGAUGACAAAGAGCGUGGAGAAGGCUUGUCGGCAGCUGAACAAGAAGGACCAGACCUACUUCGCACAUCACUAUGAGAAUUUCUGA